Molecule: messenger RNA, 1702 nt
Organism: Pipra filicauda (Wire-tailed manakin)
Lineage: Eukaryota; Metazoa; Chordata; Aves; Passeriformes; Pipridae
Gene: ZWINT
Product: ZW10 interacting kinetochore protein
Exons: 9
Coding region: 390-1460 (356 amino acids)
Biological process (GO): mitotic sister chromatid segregation; establishment of localization in cell; mitotic cell cycle checkpoint signaling
Cellular component (GO): cytosol; nuclear body; dendrite
Source: RefSeq, a predicted model, not a curated record
CGCGGCGGCGAUGGCGGCGCGACUGGAGCGCGCGGGGGGGUGAGCGCGAGACCCCCCCCAUGGCGGGAACCCCUGAGGGAACCCCGCCGCCAUCCUGGAACGGGGGGCAGCUGGGGGGUCUGAAGGGGUUACCGGGGCCUCCCGGGGAUCCCUGAGGCGUCUGCGGGGCCCAUUGGGGUCCCUAGGGGGUCCCCCCCCGUCCCCACGAGGGUCCCUGAGGGGUCAUUGGGUCCUCACGGGACCUGAAGGGGUCCCAGCGGGGUCCCUGGGAUGUCCCCCUCGAUCCCCAUUGGGGUCCCUGAGGAGUUAUCGGGUCCCACUGGGGUCCCUGGGAUGCCCCCCCUGAUCCUCACAGGGGUCUUUAAGGGGUCCCUUGGUGUGUCCCCCCCAUGCCCACGGGUGUCCCCUCGGGUGUCCCCAGGGUGCUGACGGCCCUCGAGGCCGCCCUGGCCUUGGAGGAGGAGGGGGAUGUCCCGGCCCCGGUCCUGGUGGAACAUCAAGUGGACACCCGUCGGAAGCAGAAGCUGCUCCUGUCCCAGCUCCGGGUGCUGCGGCUGCUCCUGGGGGUCAUCGAGAACCCGGGGCUGCCCCCGGCCCCCGCCGGCCUCCGUGAGGCUGCAGCCCAGGCCCGGGGCCAGUGGCAGGAGCUGAAGUUGGGGUACAGGGGGGCCCUGGGGGCCCUGGAGGGGGCUGUGCCCCCCACCCUCACCCAGCUGGGGAAGGGGCAGCGGCUGCUGCAGCGGCUCAGGGCAGUCCUGGGGGCCCGGACCCAGCAGCAAGAGGAGCUGCAGGUGAAGAUUCGUGAGGCCACCGAGAGACGGGACGAGUUGCUCCGGCGGGUUCAGGAGCGACGGCGGGGGCGGCUCGGCCGGCAGGGGGCGCUGAGGAGCCACAGGGGGGCGGCCACCAGGGCGGGGGCCUCGUGCCACCUGUACCAGGCCCUGUCGGGGGUCCGGGUGCUGCCCCCCCCCUCAGGGACCCCCGAGCUGGAGCUGGAGCUGGAGCUGGAACUGGGACCCCCCCCGGGACCCUCCCCCGGCUCGCUGCCCCCCCUGCGCCUGAGCCACAGCCCCCGGGGGGGGGUCCGAGUGCUGGGUCCCCCCCUGCCGCUGCCACCCCCCCUGGGCCCGGGGCUGCUGGAGCUGCAGCGGCGCUGCUGGGACGGGUGGGGGCUGUGGGAGGAGGUGACACACCUGAGGGACAGGUUUGCCCUGGACUGGCAGCCCGAGUUGGGGCUCCUGCGGGUCCUGGGGGGUCCCCGGGGGGCCGAGACCCUCUGGACGCUGGAGUUGGACCCAGGGUACCCCCAGAGUGGGGGGGUGCGGCUGCUGCCCCCCCCCGAGGGGGCCCCCCCCAUCCCCUCACCCCCAGACCCCCCCACCCUGACCCGGUGGCUGGAGCUGCUGGUGGGGCCCCCGAAGCCCCGCCCUGAGGGAUCCCAGAAGUCCAUGCCCUACUGAAAAUGGGGACCCUCCCCCCAAUAAACCCCCUGCAACUCCCUCCACCCCAAAGAAACCCACUGUGCCCUCCCAGUAAACCCACUGUACCCCAAUAAAUCCACAGUACCCCCUAAUAAAACCCCCCAAUAAACCCACUCUACCCCCUAAUAAACCCACUGUGCCCCCUAAUAAACCCCCCCAAUAAACCCACUGUGCCCCCUAAUAAACCCCCCCAAUAAACCCACUGUAUCCUUGUAAUAAAC